AAGUGGGAAUAAAUAAUAGUUUUAACUUUAUUCUGACAUGUUAUCAUUAAUGAAAUCGUGAGAAACUCGUGAAAAAAAAAUAAUAUGAAUGUUAUCAGUGUUAUCACUUUUUGUUAUUUAUUUAUUUUAAUUUAGAUAGGUAUUUUUAUUUUCAUUAUAUUUUAGCAAAAUAUUAUAGUAUUUGGUUUAAGGUUUUAUUCCAUUGUCAAAAAUAUAUUUAGAAACAAUUAUUUUGAAUUUGAUGCUCGUUACAAUUCGUACAAAAUAUUUUUUGAACAAUGAGCUCAAAUAUCAUCGUUGAGAAUUUGGUUGACAAAUCAAGGUGAGAAUUUUUGUAAAUGUUAUAUUGGAAUAAUUCGGGCUUUUUAAAAAAAAUGUAUUGUACUUAUUAACGUUUAAUGAAACAAUAUAAUCUUUGAUAUUUUCCUCAUUGCAACUAUUGGUUAUGCUUAUUAUGUUUUAUAAUUUCUGUAUAUUGAACAAUUUACUAUGGUGUGAAAAUGUGAUUCAAUGAAUAGGUUUUUGUUCAUACAAUGAAAAUAAUGUAUUCCAUGUUAAACUUUGGGUAUUGUUUAUUAAACUGUAAUAGGUACCCAAUUAAAUUCAAUUAACUAAUUAAAAUUAAAAACAAUUUAAUCAUUACAGAUUUCCAAACACUGUAAAUGAAACACUUGGAAUAAUUGUUUAUUUUCCAUUUGGAGUUAUUUUAGCUUUCUUAAGAGUUUUUAUUGGACUUAAUGCAAUAGUGUUGACAUUAAUUUUAAGUCAUUAUCCAAAUGUGCGUAGGUAAGUAUCAUAUAAUAUUAAUUUAGUUCAUACAUUUAAGUGAUAACUAAUAUACAUAUUUUUUUGUGUUAAUAGAUCAUUGUUAAGAAUUAUGCUGGGUAUUCUUGGAUUAUUAGUAGUUAAAAAAAAAAAUUCUGCAUCAAAAAACAGCAAAGUGUUGGUUUCUAACUAUUUGUCAAUAUUUGAUCAUAUUGCAAUAUAUUUGGCAACAGGAACUUUUACAGUAUGUGUGUCAUAUUUAGUUACUAUAAGAAGUUUGAUUUGUAUAAAAUAAAAUUUUAAAAAAUAAUUUCAGCCCACUAAAAGGGUAAAAGAUCCUUUAGCUCUGUUUUUUGGGUUAGUGUCUUUGAUACCCUAUAAUAAUACUGCUACAGAAAAUGCUGUGUUGAAAAGAUUUAUAUCAAAUGAAAAUGAUGAAAAUUCGUUAGUUUUAUUUCCAGAAGGAGCCCCUACUAAUGGAAAAUGUGCUUUACUUAGGUAAAUAAUAAAAUAUAAAUAUUCUUUUUUUACUUAAAUAACAUACUUAAUACAAAUUUUGAUUCAAAAUAUUAGAUUUUCAACAUUACCAGCUAAUAUAUCCAACAAUUUACAACCAGUAGUUGUAACAAUAAAACGACCACCAUUUGCUAAUGUUAAUUUAUCAGUGCUUGGGUCAAAAACAAUUUUUGAAAUACUUUGGUUCUUGUUUGUUCCGUUUACUAUAUUUGAGUACAAGUAAGUGUGUAAUCAAAUUAAUCAGUAAUAUAUAAUAAGUAGGACAUGUGUACCAGGUGAUCCAUGUAAGUGAUUAUUAUUCACUCAUUAUCUCAGAAAGUAUUAACUUUUUUUAGAAUUUGUUUUGUAGAAUAAGAAACAAGCUGCUUUACAAUUAUAUAUAUAUAUGUAUGUUAUAUUUUGUCACCCUUAAUUUUAGGGGUAAAACUACUACCUACUUUUGAUUUUCAAAUGCCAACCUAUAUUAAAAUGUCCAUAAAUAAAUGGAGUAUUAGUUAAAAUAAAUUUUAGUGUUGACGUUUUUUAUUUCUAUCAAGCCGUUGAUGAGAUAUUUCUCUUUUAAGUUUUGGUUGGAGGAGAGUUGUAGUGGUGUAUUAUUAACGCGCUGUACCGCCACACAACUGAUACUCCUUUAUUCUCCUCCAACCCAAACUUAAAAGUGGAAUAUCUCGUUAACGGAUCAAGAGAAAUUAAAAAUGUUCAACACUCAAAUUUAUUUUAACUAAUAUUCCAUCUAUUUAUACAAUUUUUAAUAUAUUUUUAGUAUAAAAUAUUUAUUUUUAAUAUUUUUAAUAUAUAUUUAAAAAUCAAAAGUAUGUAGUGGUCCAUUAUGGACUAUCCAUUAAUAUUAUCCAUGAGUAGAUCAAAUUAAAAAAUUGGUAUGCAUUAUUUUAUUCAUUUCAGACUUCUUAAUGUAAUAGAAAGAUCUGAAGAUGAGACUGAUGAAAGUCUGAUGUCCAGGGUUGAAGUAGCUAUUUCACAAGAACUCAACAUAUCUACUUCAAAUAUUACUAAAAAUGAUAAAGUAUUGUCAAAAUGUUAAUAUUGAAUAAACUAUUUUCUAAUAAAUGUUUACAUUCAUUUUAGAAAGAAUAUGAAAAAAAGUAUUUCUUAGAAUUGGCUGAAAAUGCUGGGAAACAUGUUGACAAUUUUGAAGAAGAUCCAGAAACAUUAAGAAUGGCUGCACAAGUUUCUGACGUUCUUCCAUAUGUUCCUCGUAAUGUUAUUGUUGCAAACUUAAGUGAGUUUACCUUUAAAUUAUUCAACCAAAAAGAAGAUUUGAUACUGGGGACAGAUGUGCCACUGUUGUAGGUGGGAAGUUGGGAAGAUAAGAUCCAUAAAGUUAUUUAAGUAUCUUAUCUUCAUUAUUUAAGUUAUUUAAUUUAUAUCUAUAAGCAAUGAUAAACCAUUGCUAUCAAAAAACUAUUCAGAGCAGAUUUUUUGCAAGGCCAUAUUUAUGAUUUUUGUAAAAAUUUUAUUCUAAUCCUUAUUAAAAAAUAAAAUUCCAAAAUCACCAUACAACUUUUUUUUUUUAAUAAGCUUUUUGAAUUCAAAUUUAAACAAAGGUCACAAAAAAAAAAUGAAGGCACUCUAAAUUAUGUAUUAACAAACUGCGGUCAGAAUCAUCUUACGUCAAGUAAUGGUUUAUCGUUGCAUACAGAUAUAAAUCAAAUAACCUUAUAUAUCCUACCAUCCCAACUCCUCACCUACAAUAGUGAUCUCUCCCAUCCCCAGUAUCAGCUUUUUUAAAUUUAUUUAUUAUUAUAUUAAACAAAGUUUAACUUACAAAGUAUUAAAUAAAAUAUUUAAUACCUAUUAUAUUAUUAAUGAAUAAAAAAUAAUUUAACUAUAAAUUAUAUUUUUUAAUAUUCUUUGUAUACAAGCUUCUCGCGUCCGGUGUUGCCUAUGCCAAUUUGUAUUGUUAUUAUUUUACCCAUAUUCAUUUUUAGUUUUGGCUAUGUUGGAAUUGAAUGAAAACAAAUAGGUAGAAAGUGGGUAGUCCACCAAAUUUCUGAUAUUUUCAAUUUCUAAUCAUUUUUAAUAACACCUUAUUGUGAAAAUAGUUACAUUUUGAACAUCAGUAGAUAAUUGUUUGUAAGUUGUGAUACCAUAUCAUGUACUCUGAUAGUCUGUUGAAUAUAUUUUGUUUGCCUCAUCCUUUCUUCAGAAAUUAAAAUGUCUAUUUCUAAGAAACUAUUCAGAUAUGUAUAUGUAUUUGAUUAAAUAUUUUAGAAUAUAUUUAUUAAGAGUUGGCUAUUUUGGUAAUUUUUAAAGUGAUAAUAUAAAUUAAAUUUUUUUCUUAAUAUUUGUCCUCCUAAAAGAAACUGAUUGAAAAACAAAAUUGAAUUAUAACAGAAAUAAAAAAAAAAUUGUAGAAUACUGUAAUUAUGUUAUUGUAAAUUAACUAUAAAUUAUAAACAAGUAUUGGAUUAUGAUAUAUUAUUUUUAUUUUUUAGGACGAACAAGAAGUGUUGAUAUAACAAUUACAAAUAUACUCGAUGGCACUGUUAAGUAUACUCCAUUACCAAAGUCUUCCAAAGAGUCAAAGACUAUAGUAAGUUAUACAAUAUACUGAAUUAUGUUAGGUUACAGUGUGUCUUGGAUAUUGAAAAUUAUAUUUCUAAAUGUUAUAAAUAGCAUUUAAUUAAAACCAAUUUUCACUAAAUUUUUUAACUCAUUUAUUCUGUGGGUUUCGGUUACAUAUUAAGUCCAAAGCACUACAGAAAAUCUUUCUCUAUUCGACAGAAAAAUAUAACAUUUUUUUUGAAAAAAAUAAAGGAUUAUUAUAUAGCAGUGGGUGAAUAGUUUCUUUUCUUGGCCAAAGAUCUUAUUUAUUGUCUGUCUGUUUACCAGUGAAGUACCAAGUUUUUUUUUCAAGGGAGGGUAAUGUGCAUCUAUUUAUUAUAAUUCAACCCUUAAUCUUAGACUGAAAAUAUCUUUAUUCUAAAACCAUCAUUAUAUGUUAUAAAGAAGUUUGCAAAAAUUAUAUAUUAAUCUGUAAAAGUAAAAGAUACCAAAAGAAUAAAUAUUAUAAAAGUAGAGAUAACUGGGAUUGUCAAUUUUUUUUUAGUAUAAAUCUAAAUUUUAAUUUUAAUACUUACACAAAACAAAAUAAGUAUAUGCGUUGUUAUACAAUUUUAACUGAUUUAUUAAUCAUUUUAAAUUCACUUUAUAGCAUUUUUUUUUUUUUUUUUGAAAACUUAAUAUGUGUUAAUGUUAAAUUAACUCUGUUAAAUGUAAAUUAAUAGUUUAUUGAACUUAAAAAAUAAAAUUCACUGUAAAACUUCAGUGACCAAAAUUUUAAAAACAAUUAAAAUAAAACUCAACUAUUUAAAACAUAUUUAAUCACAUAAAUAUAUUGUAUGGUCCAUAGAAUCAACCAUUACAAAUAAAUUGUUAUCAUUAUCUAAAUAAUGAAAUAAGUUUCAAAUUUUAAAUAGAGGCUGCAACCACCUCCUCCCUAGUUAUGUCACUACUGUUUGAAAAAAUACAUUUGUUUUAAAAUACAAAUUUUUACAUGGAAUUUUGCAGACCAAAAACACAGCACCCAACAAUUUUGGAGUAGGUUCAUUCAUGGAAAGAAAAACAAAAUUGAUUGACGAAGCACGUCAACGGUACAUUAAAAAACACGGACUCCAUCACUUAGUUCACUGAUUUACAUUCGUGUAGGUAUUUGGUCAGCAGAAAAGGAUAGUAACAUACUUCAAUAUUAUCACAAUUCAUGAACAUUUCCCAGGCUAACACUCUUUAAUAAUGAUAAAACUAUUUUUCUUGUAAUAUACAGAAAUGGAGCAGGUACUUACUGGAUAUUAUAAAACACAUUUACAGGUUAAUAAACUCUUAUUAAUUUUGGCAAUUUGUAUGUCAAUUGUAUUUAUUAUUACUGAUUCAUUAUUUUUUAGUUUACUGAUAUUCAUUUUUUAAUUUUAUUCUUUCUAAGUGUGUGAAUUGUUAAUAUAUUGUAUAAAUAGAACACUUACAUGGAUCAAGUAGCGUUGUUAUGCCAUGUGUUUAUAUACAUAUAUAUCUAAUAAUAUUAAAAUAGUUAUAAGACUAGUAUUAAGUUAUUUUAAAAUUACGUAAAAAACAUUAUUUUUUAUUACAUAUCUGUAUAUCAUAUAUUACGCAUGUCUGUAAAAAAGAAACAAUAAAAAUUCAAUUCUAAAUUUUAUUAGUUUGUCUGUACAGAAGAGGAGUUAGCCUAAUUCAAUUGUGUUAAAAAAAAAAAGUAACACAAAAUAAUACUGAAAACUAACAAUAUAUAUUAUUAUUAUUUACUAUAACUAUAUACAUUGUAAUAUUUUAAGUACUAUAUAAUACAAUAUUUAUUUUGUUUUUAUUGCUUUGAAUACAAAUAUUUUUAAUAAUUAAUUUUGAUAUUUUAUUUGUUUUCUUGUGUAAAUAAUAAAGUUUUUUCACUCAAAUGGUUAAUACUAAAUAUUUCAGCGGGAUAGACUGGAUUGAAAAGAAGUUACAUUUAAAAUAUCAGGAAUAUCUAAAUACACCUUCUAAAAUUAGUUCAAAAUAUGUAUUUCACUACCCCAAUAUUACUAAAACAAAAAUUUCAACUAAAAUCUAUCUGGUUGAAAAAUUGUGUGUACCAAUUUGAGUGAAACACACUGUUUAUAACAUGCAGAAAUCUAAAAUAUAAAUAACUAUAAGGCUUAGCAGCUGAAAAACAUGUUAUUAUCAAUUAAUAAUUAUUUUGACAAAAUACAUUAUUGUUUUUAAGGCAUUCUUUAACAAUAAAAAGCUAAAAUGUAAUGCCUGUGAUUAUCAAUAUAAUAAUAAGUUAGUAAUAUUAUUUAAUGAAAAAGCUCUUCGUAAAGGGUUUGAAAUUUAUUUCGCCCAUAGGAACAAACUCAAAUUAUUUUUAAUAAUUAUUUUGAAACCAAAUAUAAGAAUAAAUAAGUAUUUUGUAUUAAAACUGAUUAUCGUUUAAAUAGUUUAAUAAAUUCAUUCUUCUAUGACAAUUUUUUCCAAACUUAAAUAAUAAUAAUAAAAAUAUGAUUUUUGUCAGGUUGUUAAUACACCGUUAACAAAAGUAAAAUAUUGCAAAUAAAAAAAAACGCCACAUAACUUUAAUAGAGUAUAGUAUGCCACCUCUUUCUAGCCAAUGGAUUAUAUAGCAAAAGUGUGUUUGUAUUACCAAUAGUACUCAAAGUCUAAUAGACCAAAAGCAAAAAUUAUUUCAUCAAAUUGAAGAUUUGCUCUACAUUUACUUUACAGUGAUUUUUUUUUAUCGUAAACAAGAAAUUUUCUAGUUGAAUUUUAAAUGAAGUUAAUUUGUUUUUUUUUUUUUAAAAAUAUUAUGGAAUACAUUUAGCUUUAUUUUAAAAUCAUUUCAAAUUUUUUAUCUCUAUUGCAUAUACCUUAUAAAAGUAUAUAUAAGAGCAGCUUGUUUCUUGUUAUAGAAACAAAUUCUGAAAAUAGUUUAUACUUUCCAAGAUAACCUGGUAUAUCAAAAUGUCUAGAAAAAUAUUUAUUUAAACCAGUGUUCAAAAAUAUUAUUUUAAAAUAAAGUUUAACCAAUUCGAUUAUGAUUAAAAAAAACUAAAGUCAAAUUCACUUAAAAUUCUCAGAGAAAAUUUCUGGUUCAUGAUAAGAAAAAUUACUUCGUAUAAUCAAUUGGGGAUUUGUUGACAUUUUUUUCCAAGAUAACUUAAUCAUACUACAAACUAUUAUUAAUAACUUUUAUCUUAGUAGAAAUGUAUAAUAAUAAAUAAAUAUCCCAAAAUUGAAUUUUUAAAAUAUAAUAAUUUAGGUCUAUUUGAUUCAGAGUACUAUUGAAAGUAAGAAAACAUUUUUGAUAUAUUGUGUUUUAGAGGCAGUAAAUGUUACAGUGUUACAAGUGAUACCCUUUUAAGAUAACGCUACACAAACAUUUAGCACUUAAUUUUUUAAACAAAAAAUACAAUAAUAAUAUUUCUUCUGUAUAUCCUUUACAGUAGUUUUAGGCUAAAAAUUAAAUUCAUAAUUUUCCGAGUUUUAUUAAUUUUUCAAACUGCAGUUAAUGAUUAUGUACUAAAAAAAAAAAUAAGUCUAUAAAAUUUAGACAAAUUUGGUGCUAAUGUAUUCUCACAAUAUUAAGCUUGAAAUUAAAAAUCACAUAUAAAAAUGGUCCUGACAAAAAUAUUAAAAUAUGUUGUAAAUAUUUUAUUGCAAUAUCUAAAUUUAAAAAUAAAAAGAUAAAAAUAUAUUAUUUGUAUUUACUAUACAAAUUUUAGUGGAUAAGUAGGAAAAAAAGAAACGCUUAGUAGUGUGCACAACAGUCAUUAAAUAUACUUCAUGAAUAAAAUCAUUGAUAUGUCUAGUAGACAAAGUAUGACUUGACAUGCUUUGUAAUAUUUUAAUUUUACUAUUGGUACAGGGAAAAAAAACAAUUUUUUUUUUUAAAUUAUGAACAAUUUAAUUAAUUGUAAAGAAAAAUAUAAUAUCUAAAGUCAAUAAAUGUUAUAUUCUUGGUUGAUACCAAACAAUUCGACCAGCAAUACAACCUGAUACAAGCAAAGGAUGGAUAGGUGAAAAUUUGGUACAAAGUACAAUGUUUGCAUGAGAUACAUUUGUACCAAUCUCAUUGAGUUUGAUACCUGGCACUUUUGGAUGCAAAGUAGACAGUUCAUCACAAUUAGGAGAAAAUGACAACAGCCUAAUCCCAUGACUGAAAGGAGAGCAGAUUAUACGCCCAUCAUUGGAAUAACACAGUUCUUUGAUAAACCCUCUACCGACAUUUGCUUCUUCUAUAAAAUGUGUUAGGCGAUUAAAGUUUCUGUGUAUUUUAUGAUCUGGGGGUACUUGAUAUCUGUUCAUACAGUUGAGAACAUAGUUGUUUCGCCGUGGUCGGUUAUCAAUAAAUACCACGGCAUCCGCUACAUUUCCUACUUCAACGUUACUACGUCUAUUUGGUCUAGCGCUUUCACCUCUAUUAUUUCCCAUGAUAUAAUUACGCAUUCUCAAAUCAGGUGGGCCAGUACGGUUAAUUAAUACUGUUACUAAUCGUUCAGCCCGUCCAUCUGGUGAUGGCUGACGUCCAUCCACUAUCACUUCAUUCACUUCAUCUAUAUCCUCUUGUUCUUGUAAUCCAGUGGCACUGCGUACAAUUCGUACACCAGAAUAUGUACCUAAUACUCGCUCCCGUCCUUCUACAAAAAAAAAAAAAAUUAUAAAGUAUUAAUUUUUACAUAG
Cinara cedri is the source of this 8466-nucleotide messenger RNA. The record is from the annotation of a GenBank genome assembly. Lineage: Eukaryota; Metazoa; Arthropoda; Insecta; Hemiptera; Aphididae.